This is a messenger RNA of Chondrus crispus (carragheen), 2264 nucleotides long. RefSeq lists its product as hypothetical. Lineage: Eukaryota; Rhodophyta; Florideophyceae; Gigartinales; Gigartinaceae. The record is from RefSeq and is a predicted model, not a curated record. The transcript has 2 exons. The coding region runs from base 1 to 1491 and encodes 496 amino acids.
AUGUCGACCGCUCAACUAUUCACCCCGUCUGAAAAUGCGCUUCUCGACAGCCCCUUCCCUACGCCCCUCCCCCCACAACCCACUUUAACUGCGCCCUACGUCGACACCUACCUCGCCUUCCGCACACGCCCUCUCUUCCGCCCCAUCCCCACACACCCUUUCGCCCCCCUCGACCUGCAAGUAUCCUCGCACCUGCCCCCUACUCCUUCCCCGGCCCAACUGCUGGACAUCGCAGUCCUCUUUCCGCCCUCCGUCACCGCCCCAAUCGUCGCCCCCCACCUUUCGGAUUUAGCAAAGCCCGUUUCACGCAUGGUCAACUCUCUCACACGCGCCUUGGCUACCGCCGACGUCGUCCACGUGCUGGACUGUUUCGAUGUGUUGCUCGCCCUCGCCCUCGCCGAUGCACGUUCCAUCGUCCUGGAAGCGCUUUCCUCACGCAGGGAUCGCGGAGCGGCCGUGAAAAAGGUCGGCGAAUGGGCCGCUAUUGCACGUCGCAUGAACUCACCGCAGGCCGAUGCGAGGCUCGCCAAUGGGCUGCGUGCGAGGGAUAUGCUCGCCGGUUUAGCUGCCUUGCUCGUCGACGCUUUGUUGGGCUUACCGCCACCAGAAUCUGGAAAGCACGUCGCUCUCAAGCUCGAGGAGGACAGGAAGGAGGGCGAUCUGAUAGGGAAGGCUGCCAAUCGGAGAAAGAAGACAGGCAUCAAGGAACUCGAUACGUUUUCAGGAGAGAAGGAUCUCUCUGUGGAUGCAGAUUGGUACAAGCGGAGAGUCGCCGCCCAGCAGGCACGUGAACACCUCGAGCAAGAGAGGUUAGAGGAGCAGGACCGUGCGAUUCAAGACGGAGGCUUCAAUCUACCUGAAGAGGACACGUACAACGAUGAUCCAGAUGAGGGGGAGCUUGCUGGAGAAGCUGCUAUGAAGGACCUGCUGAAUAAGACUCAUGUCAGCGACAGCGACGAUAGCGAUGGCAUGCCGGACGUCCCAGAUGCUGCGUUUGGUGGUACGUCGCAGUCAGGUCGAGGGUAUGGUCGCGGACGGGGUCGCGGUAGCGGUAGAGGACGCGGUCGUGGAAGGGGACGAGGUGGGGGUCCGAGUGGAGAUUCUUUGAGAGGAGGCGGGAGAGCACGCGGCCAUGGGCGCAACGGAGUGCCUCCUGGUUUUCCUGGACGCGGAAGAGACGCUGGCGGCAGCACACCUGCGUCCGCCUCUACUGCCGGUAACGGUUCUCUGGCAUUCGUUACUGAAGCAGAGUCUGUAGCUGCACGACAACCAGCUGUUGAACGGAGCACCAGCGCCAGCGGGGGACGUGGUCGCGGCCGCGGUCGUGGGAGAGGAAGCAGCGAGACACAGUCACAUUAUGGAAGGCGCGAUUGGAACCCAGCUGGAAGACAAUCUGUUCGCAAUCAAAGAAAAUCAACUAGUACCGCUAGCACCGGCAGUCGGGGAGGCGGCUCCCCGAGGCGCGGAGGCGGAAAUUCGCCAAGAAAUUGAAACUGCGGCGGCCUGUUGCCACUAAUUCCAUCUAUAUCUCGUUACCAGCUUGCGCCAUCUCCAUUUUGAAAGGAGGUGAAUUUGUUAUUUGCUGUGUCAUGGUAAGCGAGUGUAUGAGCAGGGGGGUCGUACUCUCCUAGGCAAAGAUGCGCCGAAACAAUUGCGAAGGCUUGAUAGAGCAGGGGUUUGAGGCGAAAUAUAAGAUACGCCUAGACGCUGUGUCAUCGACGAUGAAAAGGCGGGCCAUGGUCCCGCCUUUUUUGGUUACAGUGUCGUCUAUGACGCCAUACCCGUUCUUGAGUUCAAUCGAGGAGAAGUUUCGCGUUUCAUUUGACUUCACACUCACUGCAUUUCAUGCGUACGCGUCUAAUGAAAGAAAUCUUUCAUGUAUUGCACGUCUUGCAAGGAAAGAAAGAAAAACGUAGAAAGGAGGUAUUGUACGACUUGCGUGCAGGAAAACCGGAAUGAUUAUUGAUUCGCUCACAGAAGCUCAGCCGAAGGUGUACACGCCCCUCUAUAUUGCAAGAGCUUUUUGUCAGCAGUGGUUCGGGAAAGAGUCGUUAUGAGCCCUCCUCGAGUAGCAAAAUCAAUCACGACUCUGUUCACGACAUCCUCGCUGACAUCUACGGAAGUCUAGGUUUCAUACGAUCACACACAAAACGGUUCCAAAAAUCAUUGCUUUUCAACGAAACGCAGUGAAUAGUAAUUAACUUGUCUGUUCAAACUUAACACUUUUAAACCAUUAAAAUGGUAACACAUCUACCGUCGAAAAA